AUGGCUAGCAACAAAGAUAGUGGCGGAGUUGUCUCCCUGACCACACAGUCCUUAAACUGUGGGGAAAACGAUGGACUUGAUGUAUCGAGGCUACAGAGUGGAGGCAGUCAGUCCAGGUGGAGGCGCUGGGCAGGCUUUUUCUGGGAUACGCUUGAUGGUGACGCCCGAGAACGUAGAUAUAUGCAGAAGUUGGAUACAUACUUAUUCUCUUACAUCUGCCUAGGUUAUUUCAUUAAAUUUCUAGAUCAGACAAAUUAUAGCAACGCAUUUGUGAGCGGGAUGCAGAAAGAUCUCGCGCUGUACGGCAAUGAACGCAAUCUACUGAAUACCUAUUUCAAUAUCGGUAUCAUCAUUGGAACUAUACCUUCGCAGAUGAUUCAACUUCGGUUUGUGCGCCCAUCGAUAUGGAUCCCAACCUGCGAGAUCUUAUGGUCCUCCUUAGUCAUGGCUAUGGCGGCGACGAAAAGAAUAGAGACAAUGUACGUCCUCAGGUUUCUGGUGGGACUGCUCGAAGCCUGUGCGUUCCCAGGCUAUGCGGCGCUGUUGGGAGGAUGGUAUGGGCCAAAGCAAUUGUCCAAGCGCAUGGCUAUCUUUGAGCAGACAAGUGCCAUCGCGAGCAUGUUCAGCGGCUAUCUCCAGGCGGCUCUGUACACUGGCAUGAAUGGGAAACUGGGCCUUGCGGGAUGGAGAUGGCUGUUCAUAUUUGACGGUGUAAUCUCAUUACCCAUCGCUGCUUGGGGUCUGUGGGCUAUUCCCGACCUGCCACACACUACCAGAGCUUUCUAUUGGAAAAGCGGAGACAAGGAGUACGGUAUCAAGAGGAUCGAAGCGCUUGGUCAACGACCACCCCAAAGACUGACCUUGAAAGCUAUAAAAAAGGUGUACACAAAUUGGCGUCUCUGGGCAUUUAUCCUUCCCUAUACGAUGGUUGCCCAAGCUGGGAGUGGCACAAACUAUUUCAACCUUUGGUUGGCUGCCGUUGAUUACAGUGUCGUCAACACAAACAUCUUGCCUACUGCCGGCAGUGCACUAAGCAUUGUAUCAGCGCUCACCUUUGGCAUCAUUGCGGACGCGACGGGCCAGCGGCUUCCUGCAAUCAUUACCGUGGAGCUCCUGGUGAUGAUGGGUAAUAUCCUACUAUCUGUUUGGUACCUGCCAAAGGGAGCUAUCCUGUUCGCCAACUACAUAGCUUAUAUUGGGGCUGCAGCUCAGCCUAUAGUCAUUGCAUGGGGCAACGAGCUCAAUAGGGCAGACCCGAAUCUUAAGCAACUACUGGUGGCAACUGGCAAUAUCUUUACAUAUUGUUUUUCAUCUUGGCUUCCUCUUGCUUUAUUUCCCACCAACGAGGCACCGAAAUACGCGUAUGGAUAUCAAGUGUUGAUACUUUUUGGAGGAUUAGCCAUCAUAGGGUGCGCUCUGCUCCAAAUAUUGCACCGAAAAUACGAUAGCCAUGACAAACUCACACCUCAGGGUUGCGAUGGGUCUACCCAGGAUGGCGAGUAA
Neoarthrinium moseri is the source of this 1503-nucleotide messenger RNA. RefSeq lists its product as uncharacterized. Gene Ontology annotation, biological process: transmembrane transport. The transcript has 9 exons. Gene Ontology annotation, cellular component: membrane. The record is from RefSeq and is a predicted model, not a curated record. Gene Ontology annotation, molecular function: transmembrane transporter activity. Lineage: Eukaryota; Fungi; Ascomycota; Sordariomycetes; Amphisphaeriales; Apiosporaceae. Bases 1 to 1503 code for a protein of 500 amino acids.